CCCGAUUCAUCGUAGAAGCUGUAAUUGUAUCACUGGGCUCUGAAGCCAGAAUUUCGGACGAUAUCGACGAAAUAUACUAUGACAGAUUUCGACAGCAACCCAUUUGCUGAUCCCGAGGCCGCCAAUCCUUUUCAGGAUCCCUCGGUGCAGCAAGCAACCAGUAAUUCCUCCAGGGGACUGGAGGAGUUCAACCCCUUUGAGGAACGCAAUACACAGACCAAUUCCAAGACAACCCCCGUCGUAUCCCUACCCACAGAGCCAGCUGUCAUGAAGCCCACAACGGACCAGCCGCCACCACCCCCAUACUCCGUAUCUGCAGCACAACCGGCCCCGCCUCCAGGCCAGGAAGACAUCUUGAGACGACAGGAGGAGCUCGAGAGGAAAGCAGCUGAACUGCAGAGGCGGGAACAGCAGAUGCAAGCCACACAGUACAAUACUCGGGUCAACAACUGGCCACCGCUGCCUAGUUUUUGCCCAGUCAAGCCGUGCUUCUACCAAGACUUCUCGGUGGACAUUCCGUUGGAGUUCCAGCGCACCGUCAAAAUGGGCUAUUUCAUCUGGAUCCUGUACGUCCUCUUCCUGUUCCUCAACUUGAUCGUCUCACUGUCGUACUUGGCCGUUGGCAGCGGCGGAAAUAGCGGCAUUACAUUCGGCUUGUCCAUUCUCUUCUUUGUCCUGUGGACGCCGUGUUCAUUCAUCUGCUGGUAUCGGCCGAUGUACAAGGCCUUUAGGAGUGAUAGUUCCUUCAAUUUCUUCAUGUUCUUUUUCAUCUUCGCUGCGCAGUUCCUCUGCACAGUUGUGCAAGCGAUAGGAGUAGACCAGUGGGGAUCCAGUGGUUGGAUUAACGGGUUAGAAGUCAUCGGUGCGGCCACAACACCAGGUCACACGGCUGUCGGCGUUAUGAUGCUAAUCAUGGGCCUGCUGUUCUCGCUACUCGCCGUCUUAAUGGUCUUUUAUAUAAAAAAGGUACACUCCUUGUACCGUCGCACAGGCGCCAGCUUUGAGAAGGCCCAACAGGAGUUUGCCCAUGGCGUGGUGACCAACCCGUCCGUGCAGAACGCAGCCCGGGACGCUGGCAAGGCUGCAGCUACAGGUGCAGCAGACGCGGCCGUUAGCGGGGCCAUGAGCUCGGUGUCGCAGCAAAACAACAGGAUGUAAAGUGGCACCACGGCAGGCUUCCCGUCUUCACAUAAAACCCUGUUCUAAAAGUCAUGUGAUUACUGUCAGGCGAUCUCAACCUAAAGGACAAAAUCCUAAAUGAAAUUAGCUCCCCGCCCUAAACGUUGGAGAACCUAAACACUAUUUAAAAAGUUGCUCUUCAAUACCAUUGACUCAAGUCUCAUUAUUAUCUCAACAAUAAGUACACAUUGUGUAAGAAAUGUUUCCCAGAAAGCAAAAAUUUGUAUUCGUAAUUGUAAAAAAAAUCAAACAAGAAAUGUGUACUCGGUGUUGUCUGAGGACUAGUGAGAACACACUUUAUAUACUUACAUUAAAUUGACAUCUUCUCGAUAUAAAUAUUCCAUCAUACAAUUAAGUAGAGAGAUUGCCCCUGGUUUAUUCUAUUUUUUUUUUCACUUUCUUGCCCGACCUAUGCCCAAAUUUUAACGAAUUAAACUUAACUUUUCCAUGUCAAGCUUGGUUUGUAGAAUCACGCAGGGUUUCCUUAAGGAGGCUGGAAGUUCUGCCCAAGGUGUGGACAGUAGAUAUACAUAUACCUAUUGUUAUUCAUUGUACAGGUGGUUAAAUGAUUGCCCAUGUGAUAGUCACGUGGUUGUCCAUGUGAAGAUAACGUGAUAGACUAUGAAGCUUUUAUCGUCCGUGUCCAAGAUGCUUAAAUAUAACAAAAGAUUACAAAAAUUUAGCAUUUUCUUUUUCUAAUUCCAUGUAUAGUUUAUGAGAUUUGCAAUUAAAUAUCUAUUUCUGAAGAAUGUUUCGCUUGCUAAAAAUCUUAUUUCUUUUAUUUUCUUUCCAAAAAUAAAGGUCGCCUUUUUGGUGGCAUUAGAAUUGCUAAGCGAAAGACUGAAUAAUUCUUAGCCAAGUUGGAUUUUGUUGGCAAUGUGAAUUGAUAGCUCUAAUUGAUUUAUUAGUAAAGACAGCAUAAUCUGCAGUACUAAGAUUUUUCACAGUGGCCUGAAAAAAAAAAUGUUUUCAGGAACAAACUUUGUUUGCCCUAUACAUAGUAUUUGUAGAGAAGUUAUAAAAAAGGUGUGCAUAAUAUAAACUUUGCCAUACCAAAUUACCGUGGUAAAAGCGUAGGUGUUGAAUGUACAGUAUGUGGCCAUGUCUGGAUACCAGCUAAGCCUGGUAACUGUCUUUCCAAAGUGGCAAUUUUAUAUACUGGUAUCCUGUUGAGUCAUGAGUACCAGUUAAACGCAGCUUCUCAAGUAAAUUGUAUGUAAUUGCACGAAAUGUAUGUCUUUAUAAAAAUGUACCUGGGGUAACCAUAGGGAAUGUUAUUUCAAACCGUUCAAGGUAGAUUUAACAGAAGUAAACGCAUGCUUCUCUGUCCCAUAAUCUAUAACUUAUUAUAAGGGAGCAAGAGAAUGUUAACGAUAAACAGAGCACGAUUCCGUUUGCAAAUGUGUACAUACCAGUUCAUCAUAAAUACAAUAAAAGACAAAAUCAGCGUGUGUAUAUAAAUAAUGAAAUUGGUGUAGUUUGGUCGGCUAAUAAUCUCGAAAGUAAAUCAAAGUUUAGUGGUAUCUGAGAGCAAUAGAACAUUGGAAAUGUAUAAACCUAAGCCCUGUUACCUGGUAAAUGUCCAGGCAUGAGUUAUCCAUACCUAUAGAUACAUGUAAUCAUAGUCAUAGUCAAUGUUUGUAAUGUUAUAAAUAUACAAAACACCCCAAACAUUCUGUGUACAUUCCAUCAGCAAUUGCCGCAGUGAGAUCGUUUUCUCAGUUGCUUAUAAAAAUCUUCAGUUCAUGGAAAUAGAUAGUUUGCAUUUUGCUUUGUUUUACUAAAGACGACGCACAUUGGACAUUGAUGUUUGAAUAUAGCCUGCGUUUUGUUGGUACCUUUUUGAUAUAAAAUAUGUAUUCUGAGGAUGACUAUAUAUGGAUGAUCUUUAAUAAACAAAUUUAAAAAAAAAAACAGAAAGAUUGGUAGAAGACAAACAUGGCGUAGGAGAUCAUGAGACAUUUCGAAAUAUUCUCGUAUUUAUAUUGGGGGGGGGGAGUGGAUUAAGGAAACUUUAGGUAAAUCCACAAUUGGAAUAUGACUGUUUGACUGUGAUAGACCGAAAUUCGGAAAGGCAAAGGUAAAACCCUUCCCUGUUUCGAAGGCAGAGACAAAGUUGGCCGGAAUCUGGGCAUUGUAAUCCAUGUUGUUAGGGGAACCAGCUUAUGUCUUAGUCUAGUAUGUACACAAUCACAAUACAUAUAGAGUAUGAAUCCUGUAAUGUGAAAGUCUGCUAAAAGCUUUAUUACAGUUGUACAAGCAAUAAUCGGUCUUAUUUAAUAUCACAUUUUGUUUUUAAAUAUAACGUGCACAGCAUUAGGCUAAGUCCGUGAAAGUCGUCGGAAAUAAAUUCAGUAAUCAAAAGUUUUAAAACAAAAUACGUGAAAAGUCCAUGGGGUUUUUUUUUCAGUUAAAAUGUGUAAAAUGUGCAUGCCAUCAGUCAGAAAAUACAGACCAUGUUACAUUUGUUUAGAAAUUGGACGUUGUUGACACGUGAUUCCAACUUUCAGCAAAGUGUUCUCUCCUACAGUAUCUCAUGAAACAUAAUGGGUGUAAAAGUGUUGCCAUAAAUUGUUUAAUGUGGGCAAAAUAACAUGUAAAUGAUGCUUAAAUGUUUGGAUUGCCCGGCGGUAUGACGUCACACAGCACAUGGUAUGUACCUGACGUCAUGUUUACGAGACGAGUAGUAUUUUUUUUUCUAAUACAUGACACACAGAACUCAAAAUGACGCUUUAAUUGUGAUUUUUGACAAAACGUUAUUGUGGAUGGUAUAACGAAAGAUAGUUAUUUCAUAUUGGUACGAACAUUGUCUUGGAUUUCCCCAGUUCUUAAUAGCCUGAAAAUACCAUGAAGUGACAGAAAAAAAUACCUUUGAAUGUUUAUGUACGACAUGUAAUAUGAUAUUUGCUUUGCGUUUGCUUUUCUUUGCACGAUACAUACAUUUAAAGGCAUUGUGUCCGUAUUUUCCUUUUAUUUGUAUUCCAUAAUGUACGGAAUAUCGCGUUUGGUGUACAUGUCCAAUUUUAUAUGAAUGUGAUAUAAAAAUGAGAUACAUCUGCUGUAUCAUUAAAUCCGCUCGCUGAAAAUGUGAAAUAAAUUUGUAGAAUACUAGUAUAGCCUGCAGACAUUAAAAAUGCUGUAGAGUGUUUACUGUUGACAUGUCGAUGGUUAGAUUCACGUCAUGUACUGAAUAUGAAAGAAAGAAAACUACCCACGACUUUGAUAUAAAUUAUAAUAAGAUAUAGUUCAGAGUAUUGAGUUUUGUCUUCGAUCUGUGCAUACCACAUAAAAAGUUCAGUUAUUUCGCGUUCAGGUAAAAAGAGUUUGGUGUAUAUAUAAUUUCGUCGGUAUAAAAAUAAGAGUUCAAAGCGCAAUGAUUUGGAGGUGCAAGUUGGACAUUUUUAAAGUCUUGGUGGCAGCAGAGACGCGAUUCUUAAUCGGACUUUGAAAACAUUUAGUCACUGGAUGCAAAAUCUUAAUGGGGUAUGUAAUAAAAAAAAAGCAUGCGCAGUAAAUUGUACUUACAAGAUAUUGUAAAGAAUUAUUAUGCCUAGGCAAUAUUGUGAAAUGUCCAUAUAACAAUCUGUUAUUAACACAAACUUUGGUGGGCGACUUUCUUCAUCUGUCAAGACGAAUUCUAAUUGGGCACCACAGGGUUCAUGUUCAGGGUUCACCGACUGACAAUAAUAGGUCAGGUCGCUUUAGGAGAAAAAUAUAUGAAUAUUAAAAUCUCAUUUGAUUGAAAACCCGACGUUUCGGGCUGGGGUAAAUAUUUUUGUGUAAAUAACUAUAGGCAUCUACCGAAUACCUACUUGUGAUUUUGUGUCCAUAGAAUUUGUUUUAAGAAGGUGUCAUUUGAAUGUAUUAAAUUAAUUGUAAAAAAUGACAAGUGAAAUAUUUAUAAAAUGAGACAACUGCAUGUUUGUGAUUGUGUCUUAUCUGCCAAAGGUAGGCCUAUAAUUGGCAGACGUAAAGCAUCGGUUGAUAUAGGUUCGCAGAUGGUCUUUUCUACUCUGUUUAUUCUUAAUCAAUAGCUGUAGGCCUAUACAAUUGGUACCCUACAUAAAGCUUUCGUUUUUUGAAAACCAGUUAGUGGUAAGUCUAAACGAAAUGGAUUUUUCUUUCGGAAACAGUUGUAUCUGUUUCUUGGUAUUAUGAAUAACACCCGAAUUGAAUCAAAUGAAA
Molecule: messenger RNA, 5364 nt
Organism: Patiria miniata (bat star)
Lineage: Eukaryota; Metazoa; Echinodermata; Asteroidea; Valvatida; Asterinidae
Product: secretory carrier-associated membrane protein 1-like
Exons: 9
Coding region: 79-1158 (359 amino acids)
Biological process (GO): protein transport
Cellular component (GO): recycling endosome membrane; trans-Golgi network membrane
Source: RefSeq, a predicted model, not a curated record